Molecule: messenger RNA, 1272 nt
Organism: Trematosphaeria pertusa
Lineage: Eukaryota; Fungi; Ascomycota; Dothideomycetes; Pleosporales; Trematosphaeriaceae
Exons: 1
Coding region: 29-1261 (410 amino acids)
Source: RefSeq, a predicted model, not a curated record
CCUGGACCAAUCUCGGACACGUCACAUUAUGGUGCUCUAUCACGACGAUGGAAGAGUAGUCAAGGCGCAUGAGGACUAUCUGGAACGGGCUGCUAAAAUGCACAGCGAGGCAUGCGGUUUCGAGGGCCAGACGGACGCCUUGCAAAGACAAAGACCGGAGGUCUCCCAGAGGUCCGCGGAUCGUGUCCAGUUUCGUAUCCACCCCCAGGAUCACUGGACGCUCUAUAGCCGGGUUCAAGAAGACCGUCCCUGGUUUGAUGGCUAUCGCCUCCAGGGUUAUUUGGAAGAGUCCCACGAGCCUACUCGCCUUCCUGAAGAAGGAGUACACAAAGCCACUCUAAUGAAGUGUUCUGGAUAUGCGCAAGAAUACUUUAUGCGCAAGCCCGAUUCAAAGGAACUAUCUCUUCCGAUUCGGUUUCCGCGGCGGCAUGACUACGGCAGCAAAAAAUAUUACGAGAAGUACGAAACCCAAAUGGCCUAUAUCACGCCGGCACCUCUCGAAGAUUCAAUCAUCCCGUGGCUUGAGAAAGUGGAAGAGUACCUAGCUGAGGAUAGGCACAAAGGAGAAAUUCCCAAACCAAACAUUCCAGAUUCCCUUCUCGAUAAGAUCUACCUCUACGGCGCCAUGCUUCAGCUUUCAGUUCCGCGCUUUAUCCAGGAGCCUCUAAUCGAGGCUCUGUGCAAAGAAAUGUACAAACGGCCGUUGAAAAGGUGUCAUUUGGAAGCUCUCGAACUUUCAGUCGCUCGUCUUCAUGCCUAUACGGUCCCUACCCUGGAUCCAGUCUUAAACCAUGUCGUUGGGACCUACGGCCUGCGAUCACGGGCCGACCGCGACAAUCCCGGCUCCGCACCUACAGGAACUGACCGUCCUAUGUCAGCCGCCGUUCAACCUAGGUUUUUGGAAUACACAAAUACACCUGCAGGGCGCGCAGACUUCCCAGCCGAUACGUACAUCGUACCUCCCAGGCUGGCGGUUCUCGGUCACUGCAUCAGGCACUGGUCCGGAGUCCGGUAUGAUGGUAGCACGGCAGCUGCGUAUACUGGAUAUCCGCUGAAUGUUGGCAUCGUGAACAGGCCAGUGCGGCGAGGCCCUGGCGAUGAUCUCCAUUUGGAUAAGAAGAACGCAAAGUCAUCAUACUAUCUCAGAGGUGUGUGUUCAUUCCCAGGAGAAGGAAAAAUCGAGUAUGCGCCACGCAAGACCCAAUCCGCACCAUCAGCCCCGCCUGCGGUCAAAAAACCGACUGAAGAGUCUAACAAAUAGUUGCUUGUAUC